Messenger RNA from Carassius auratus (goldfish), 5205 nucleotides. RefSeq names its product sema domain, seven thrombospondin repeats (type 1 and type 1-like), transmembrane domain (TM) and short cytoplasmic domain, (semaphorin) 5Bb (gene sema5bb). Bases 249 to 3557 code for a protein of 1102 amino acids. Gene Ontology annotation, molecular function: semaphorin receptor binding; chemorepellent activity. Lineage: Eukaryota; Metazoa; Chordata; Actinopteri; Cypriniformes; Cyprinidae. The transcript has 22 exons. Gene Ontology annotation, cellular component: plasma membrane. The record is from RefSeq and is a predicted model, not a curated record. Gene Ontology annotation, biological process: positive regulation of cell migration; axon guidance; semaphorin-plexin signaling pathway.
AGUAGUAGGAUUCGUCCCGGUGUGAAGCGGUGCUGUCGGCGAGAGCUCAGAUGCCUUUACAGACCUCAGCAGACACUUCUGAAUUUCCCUCACACUGAAAUUACUCCUGGAUCCAACUGACUGGAGAGGAUUGCAUUAAACAGAUCUGAAGUCUAUCGGAUGCGCUCCUCUGGAAUGAGCUCUUGCUGACACCUUCCUCCCGGACUCUGUCAUCGUUCCUGAGUACAGAAGUGGUUGUUGCUGUAAUCAUGACAGCAUUGCCGUUCCGGCUUGGACCGCUGUCCUCCGCUGGACUUGUCAUCUUCCUCCUCUUCUCUCUGCCUCUCGUCACGUCACAGACGCCAUCACUCCCAGCGACCUCUGACCUGGAGUCUGUGCCCUCUCUGCCUGAAGAGUGCAGGAGAAAAAUGCACCCCGUUACCUCCCACACAGCUUUGAGCCCGUGGCUGUCCUCUUUCUCUCUGCCUGGAGUGAAUGACUACUCACCGCUCGCACUCGACCUCACCAGGAACCAGCUGAUAGUGGGAGCCAGGAAUCAUCUCUUCCGGUUGAGUUUGAGCAACGUCUCUCUCCUGCAGGCCACAGAGUGGGGAGUAGAUGAGGGCACCAGGAGGUCCUGCCAGAGCAAAGGAAAGACGGAGGAUGAGUGUCAGAACUACGUCCGUGUCCUCCUGUUGAACGGCAGUCGUCUGUUCACCUGCGGCACUAAUGCUUUCAUGCCCAUGUGUACGACUCGCCCUGUUACGGACAUCUCCAGCGUCCUGGAGUCCGUCAGCGGUGUGGCCCGCUGUCCCUACGACCCUCGACACAACUCUACAGCCAUGAUAACUGAGAGUGGAGAAGUCUACGCUGCUACAGUGACCGAUUUCUCCAGCCGCGACCCCAUUAUUUACCGCAGUCUGGGGAACAUGCCGCCCCUGCGGACCGCACAGUACAACUCCAAAUGGCUCAAUGAACCUCACUUUGUCUCUGCAUACGAGGCGGGCCGCUUCACAUACCUCUUUCUGAGAGAGAACGCAGUAGAACAGGACUGUGGGAAGACGGUCUUCUCUCGUGUGGCCCGUGUGUGUCAGAACGACAUUGGUGGUCGUUUCCUGCUGGAAGACACAUGGACCACCUUCAUGAAGGCUCGACUCAACUGUUCCCGCUCUGGAGAUGUUCCCUUCUACUACCACGAGCUGCAGAGCACCUUCUUCCUCCCUGAGCAAGAUCUCAUCUACGGAGUCUUCACCACCAACGUGAACAGCAUUGCUGCGUCUGCGGUGUGUGCGUUUAACCUCAGUGCCAUCACGCAGGCCUUUAACGGACCGUUUCGCUAUCAGGAGAACCCUCGGACCAGCUGGCUUUCCACUCCCAACUCCAUCCCCAAUUUUCAGUGUGGGACAGUGAAUGAUUCAGGUCCGGGCGGCAAUCUAACAGAACGCAGUCUUCAAGACGCCCAGCGGCUCUUCCUCAUGAGCGAGGUGGUUCAGCCAAUCUCCACGGAUCCUCUGGUCAUGCAAGACAACAUCCGUUUCUCCAAACUGGCUGUGGACAUUGUUCAGGGGAGAGACAAGCUCUACCACGUCAUGUACAUCGGCACAGAGUACGGCAGCAUCAUCAAGGCCUUAUCCACAACUAAUAAGAGUCUGCGUGGAUGUUACUUGGAGGAGAUGACCAUUCUCCCAGAAAACAUGCAGGAGCCGAUCCUGAACCUGCAGAUCCUGCACAGCGAUAGGUCGCUUUUCGUGGGACUUCCCAGCAGAGUGCUGAAGAUCCCUCUGGAGAGAUGCUCCAACUACGAAACUGAACCGGACUGUCUGGGUGCCAGGGAUCCGUACUGCGGCUGGGACCGGAAACAGAAGCGCUGUACGACGAUUGAGGACAGUUCCAACAUGAGCCAGUGGAGCCAAGACAUCACAAAGUGCCCUGAGCGUAACCUCACCCAGGAUGGUGGAUUUGGCCAGUGGUCAGCAUGGCAGGCUUGUAACAAUGAUGACGGAGGUGAAGGCACCAGCACAUGUCAGUGUCGCACUCGGGCCUGUGAUAACCCUCGACCCCAGUGUGGAGGGAUGAAGUGUGUCGGGGCAAACAUCGAGGUGGCCAACUGCUCCAGGAACGGAGGCUGGACUCCCUGGUCGUCCUGGGCCGAGUGCAGCACCAGCUGUGGCAUUGGAUUUGAGGUCCGUCAGCGAUCCUGUAACAACCCAGCACCCCGACACGGAGGACGUGUAUGUGUGGGACAGGCACGAGAGGAGAGAUUGUGUAAUGAAAAGACUCUAUGUCCUGUUCCGGUGUCCUGGGUCUCCUGGAGCGCUUGGUCCAAAUGUAGUGUUGCCUGCGGUGGUGGAGUCCACUCCCGCGUUCGGAUCUGUGAGAACGGAAACACGUGUCCUGGUUGCCCUCUGGAGUAUAAGGCGUGUAACUUAGAUGCGUGUGCCGAAGUGAGGCGGACCACCCCGUGGACACCCUGGUACCCUGUUAAUGUGACUCAGAUAGGGGCGAGACAGGAGCAGAGGGUCAGGUACACCUGCAGGGCUCUCCUCGCUGACCCUCACGACCUUCAGCUCGGCAAACGCAAGAUAGAGACUCGCCUCUGUCCCACCAGUGACGGAGCUGCUGCCUGCGAGACCAACGGUCUAGUUGAGGAUUUGUUGAGAAUGGGUCGACCUGUGACACGAGUGCAAGGAGCCGUCUGGUCAUCAUGGGAAACAUGGUCAGCGUGUUCCAAAGAAUGUUCCAAAGGCUUCCGUACACGCAAGCGUUCCUGCGCCACACCGGAUGGGAAGAGCACGCCAUUCGCCUGCAGCGGAGCGCCGGUCGAGUAUCAGGACUGUAACACUCAGCCGUGCCCAGUGAAGGGGGCGUGGUCAUGCUGGUCUUCCUGGUCUCAGUGUUCUACUUCCUGUGGCGGCGGUCACUACCAGCGCUCCCGUACCUGCUCUAACCCUGCUCCUGCUCACUCUGGAGACAUCUGCAUCGGCCUGCACACAGAGGAAGCGCUCUGUAACAUACACGAGUGUGAAGGUGGGUGGGGGGCGUGGUCAGAGUGGGCGGAGUGUAACGAGGAGAGGCUGCAGCUCCGGAUUCGUACAUGUGAAUUAAGCUCCGCCUCUUGCCAAGGAAACUCCACAGAUCAGAGACAGUGUCACCCCAAUGAGAGUCCAGUGCUGUCAAAGGGACAGAAGAGGAGCAUAAACUGUGGAGGGUUUUCUCUGUUUCAUUUGGUGCUGACUGGAGCGUGCUGUUUCCUGGGAGCCGUUUUGUUGUCCGUCCUGGUGUAUGUGUACUGUCAGAGACUCCGCAAACCCCCUCAAGAGUCCGCAGUUAUCCAUCCCAGCACCCCAAACCACCUACACUAUAAAGAGAACAGCUGUGCGCCCAAGAACGACUUGUACACACCCAUGGAGUUCAAGACUCUGAAUAAGAACAACCUGCUUCCACCAGACGAAAGCUGCAACUUCUUCCCAUCAGCGUUACCACAGACCAACGUCUACGCCACCACAUAUUACCCGUCUCCUCUGGGAAAAUACGACUUCCCUUCCAUGGAUUCACCCUGCAGCUACAUGCACAGCUGAUGCACGGACACACAUCUCAUGCUUUCUUAGGGCUGUGUGACCAUGGUUAUGCACCCUCAUCCCUCCAUGCAGAUGCAUUGGAAAAUGCAUGGAUCCACAGGAAGGCUGAGCGCAUUAUCUGCAUCUCAAGCGGUGCAGGAAAAUGCAAAGGAGUGAUGUACGUAUAAGAUGGGCCCAUGUAGUUUACUUGUAGCAUUUCCUUUCCUAAAUGUCAUCUCGAACUGGAAGUCACAAGUUCAGCUGAACACAUCCCUCGUAACAACUACACAAAGCAUGCACACUUCUUACAAGAGGAAUUCUGUGAUCAAGCUCAAAACUGAAUUGUGACGUACUAUACGUGCUGGCAUCUUUGUUGUUUUUCAUAAUCGAAAAACUGCAAUGCAGAACUCGCUUUGAGUCGUAAAGCAUGACAGCUUCCAGACAGCUGUGAUGUCUCACAGUAAGACUGAACAUCUGUUUCCUUUAUUUGUUCCUGGUUUACAUCUUUAUCUGCUCCAGAACUCUAAGAACUACAAGGACAUGAUAUCCAUGGAAUCAGGAUGUGACUGGUUAAUGUUAGUGAUGUAUGGAUGAACUCAUGAAAGAGUGUUAUCUUCAGUGUCUAAUGAAGUAAAAAAAUAAAUCUGUAAAGUUUCGUUUAUGCAAGUGCUGCUGAAGAAGAGAUUUCUGACUCGGUGCAGGAGUAAAACUCAGUAAACAGCCUUUAAAGAUAUAGGGGCACAAAUCAAUCAAAUGUAAAAAACUUAAAUGUGUAUUUUGGAUGUUUUCUUGCCACUAGUCUAAAAGAAGACGAGUUGUGGAAGUAAAAACAGGCCACAUUUUCACAGUUAACCAGUGAAUGAAAGAAACAAAAACUAAAUCAAUGUUUUUGCUUUGCAGUGCUAUAAAAGUAUCAUAAAAGUCAUCCAAGUCUGAACUUCCAAGUCUGAACCAUGCAGUAGUUUUAAAUGAGAAACCUAUAUCUUUAAAAAUUCAGAUUCACAUAUUCAAACAUUUUCAAACAAGAUUGAGUAAAAGAGUUUUACGCGCAUUCUGUCAACCUUCUUUUUCUCUGUUCAGUGGAGAUGAUGAAAUGGCAUGAGGAUGAGUUAAUAACAAAAUUUCAAUCAUUUCAAACGAAUUGUUACUGAAACAUGGUGGUCUGAAAAAGCUCUUUGGGAGUGUUAUUGAAUCUAAAGGGAUGUAUGUUUAUAAGUAACUGUAUAUUUGUAGCUGGCAUUAUAUAUUUAUACACAAAUGAUGCAUUUUCUUUCUUUUUUGUUUUUGAUGGAAUCAGGUAUUUUUUCCUUGCUGCAACUCCACAGUAAACAUAUGACAGUGAGAGCAGCAACUGUUGUCUUCACUACACUUCAAGUGCUCAGAUUUACACUUAUUUCUUGCUAUUGCAGUUUUGCAGAGAUUGUGUACAGUACGUUUAAUGAAAAUAUGUUUUCUGAAAUAUUUUAAGCUAAUUCUUUCCAGUGAGCCCAUAAGAACUGAAGUGCAGAUGCAGACAGUCUGGGUGGAUGUUGAAUAAGGCAUUAGAGCGGAAGCGGCUGCGGUCAUGUUCUGCAGCUGGAUGCUUGCUGCUGCUGAUUUUUAUCACUGAUAUUGCAUGGAUGCUGCAUUAUCUGAAUGCAGACGGUUCUCUAUGCAAUAAAAAAAGAAA